Dendroctonus ponderosae (mountain pine beetle) is the source of this 2455-nucleotide messenger RNA. RefSeq names its product poly(U)-binding-splicing factor half pint (gene hfp). Gene Ontology annotation, biological process: mRNA splice site recognition; regulation of alternative mRNA splicing, via spliceosome; alternative mRNA splicing, via spliceosome. The transcript is spliced from 16 exons. Gene Ontology annotation, molecular function: RNA binding. Bases 218 to 2266 code for a protein of 682 amino acids. NCBI's taxonomy places the organism in Eukaryota, Metazoa, Arthropoda, Insecta, Coleoptera, Curculionidae. Gene Ontology annotation, cellular component: catalytic step 2 spliceosome; precatalytic spliceosome. The record is from RefSeq and is a predicted model, not a curated record.
UGCACUACUGUCCUCAUCGGCCAGGGGUGGUGCUGAAACCAACGCGAUUGGUGGGUUAUGCGCAACUGGAAGACGUUCCAGCUUGUGCCAACUGUCCGAUUGACAUGCAUGCUGGUAGACGCGACGGCCAUUUUCUACGUAAACUUACACGCCCUAAAAUGCAGGAAAUCGACAUUUUCGUGUAAAAGGGCUUCCUUAUGUGUGCGUGUAAUGUACAAUGAUGACUAGCUUUCAACAGCAAAAGUAUACUCAGUUGCAACAGCCAACCGUACCUGCAACCAUGAUGCCAUCAGGAUCACCGAGCCUGCCAAUGAUGCCGCCUCCACACAUGGCGCCCCCGCCGCACAUGCCGCCCUUUCCCGCGCACCUCAUGAUGGCACAACCGGCGGGAAUGGGGCUCAUGCAGCCCCCAUUGCCACCCAUGCCGCCCCAGAUGCCUCUAGCGGCUUGUUCAAUACUGCCCCAUCAAGCGUCGGUGGCUUCACCCGUUCCACCACCUCCUGUAGAGCUCGAGCUCGAGGCCGAGCCCCAAUACGACGAUCCGCCAGCCCCUGGCACCGAGGAGCCGCCCGCCAAGUCGCCUAAACUAGAUGGUGACGGCGUCGAAUAUAUUUCUGAUCUGAACCAGACUGAGGAGGUUGUUACAGGUCCUGGCGCUAUUAGCAAUUCAGUGGCCGGCAUUUUAGGCGGUGUUCUGCCCAAACUGUCCUCAGAUCAAGCUGAUGCGGUGGCCAAAGCGAAAAAAUACGCCAUGGAGCAAAGCAUACGAAUGGUUUUGAUGAAACAAACCAUCGCCUAUCAGCAACAGAAAAACAAAACUUUUCAGCGCCAUCAGGUUCUCGUUCUAAUGUGCAGAGUCUACGUGGGAUCAAUCAGCUUCGAGCUCAAGGAGGACACCAUUCGGCAAUCGUUCCUGCCCUUCGGUCCGAUAAAGUCUAUUAAUAUGUCCUGGGAUCCGGUUACUCAAAAGCAUAAAGGUUUUGCUUUUGUUGAAUACGAAAUCCCAGAGGCUGCACAAUUGGCACUCGAACAGAUGAAUGGGGUGAUGAUCGGAGGGCGGAACAUCAAGGUAAAUGUCGUGGGCCGGCCAAGUAACAUGCCUCAGGCCCAAGCAGUAAUUGAUGAAAUUCAAGAAGAAGCGAAACAGUACAAUCGCAUCUACGUUGCUUCUAUUCAUCAGGACCUGAACGAGGAGGACAUCAAAAGCGUCUUUGAAGCUUUCGGGCCAAUUGUAUACUGUAAGUUGGCGCAAGGCCCUACCGGAAACAAGCACAAAGGCUACGGUUUCAUUGAGUACGAAACGGCCCAGGCUGCGAAUGAAGCGAUCGCCAGCAUGAAUCUGUUUGAUUUAGGCGGCCAAUAUUUGAGGGUGGGACGCGCGAUAACGCCCCCCAAUGCUCUUCUCGGACCUUCCACUGGGUCUAACGUGCUUCCCACUGCUGCUGCGGUGGCUGCGGCUGCAGCUACCGCUAAAAUACAAGCCAUGGACGCGGUGGCCAGCAAUGUGGCAGCCUUAGGUGAGUUGGAGAAUUGUCUGUCGAAGCUCACUCAGCCAGCUGCUUCCAUCCCGAUUGUUGCGCCUGCUCAGGCAUCCAGUUUAGCGGCGCCGCCUGUAAUCGCCCCGCCUGGACUCGCACUACCCGCUGCCGUUGUCCCGCCGCCCGGCGUCGCUAUUCCGCAAAAGUUACCCAAUAAUAUUAUACAGCCCGCCUUAGUUCAACCGGUGUUAAGCGGCCCAGUUCCAACGAAUCUGAGCCAAGCCCAGAUCUCCAAUAGAUCUACAGUUGCGCACCAACAAGAGGCGAUGCGAAGAGCCGCGGAAGCACAGCUGAAGCAGCAAGAGGAGCUGCAGAAGAAGCUCCUGGACCAGAACGAGCCACAGACACUACAGCAGCAGGAGAACAUGUCUAUAAAGGGCCAGAACGCCAGGCACUUUGUGAUGCAGAAAUUGAUGCGCAAGGUCGACUCUCGCGUGGUUAUUCUGAGGAAUAUGGUUGGCCCGGAAGAUGUAGACGAAAGCUUACAGGACGAAAUACAGGAAGAGUGCAGUAAAUAUGGGCAGGUAGAGCGAGUGAUUAUCUACAACGAAAGGCAAAGCGAGGAUGAUGAAAACGACGUUAUUGUGAAGAUUUUCGUCGAGUUCUACGAAACAUGGGAGGCUGAGAAAGCCAGGGACUCGCUUACGGGACGAUACUUUGGCGGGCGGAUGGUUCAAGCGUCAUUAUACGACCAGACUUUGUUCGAGCAUAGUGAUUUUUCGGGGUGAAAACCGUGCGUGCACUAACAGGAACCCACUUUGUGGCUUUUUAACGGACUCAAUGGAAAUUAGGAAUAAGAUUACUGUACAGAAAAAGGUGUUAUCACGAAAAGGUAUACGAGAUUUGUACAUAUAUGGUGAACAGUUCAAGCUUCUUCACACAAAUAAUUUAUUAAGUAAAUAAAAUAUAUUGGAGUA